GGUACUUCAUUACCAAACCAGAGGUGAUCUCCAAGUUGGAGCAAGAAGCCGAGCAAUGGACGACAGACUCCCCAAACCAGAGUCUACAAGGUCAGUACAUACUGGGCGCCGAGGCUGGAAAGAAGGGCUCUCACACUUAUACNGAGGAGUGGCAGGACCUUGAUGAUGGUCAGAGGACUUUGUACAGGAAUGUGAUGCUGGAGAACUACAGCAACCUGGUGUCAUUGGGGCACUGCAUUACCAAACCAGAGGUGAUCUCCAAGUUGGAGCAAGAAGCCGAGCAAUGGACGACAGACUCCCCAAACCAGAGUCUACAAGAUAUCCAGAUAGUUGAAGGUCUAAUUACAAAAAAUCAAGAAUGUCAUGAUACGCAUUUGCAGCAAAUUGUAAUUACCAACAGCAAUACAUCAACUGAGAAGAGAGUUGAAUUAGAAAAAACAUUUCAUUUGAGCUCAAACCACAUUUCAAAUUCAAUUAUAAAUAGUGAAAACUAUUCAGGAAUGAGUGAAUGUGAUAAAUUGUUCAUGAAGAAGUUACCCCUUGCAAUACAUAAGAGGACACAUACAGGGGAAAAACUAUAUGUGUGUGAUGAAUGUGGGGAAAGCUUCCACCAGAAGUCACUCCUCAGCAGGCAUCCGAGAAUUCACACAGGUGAGAAACCAUAUAAAUGUGCAGAAUGUAGAAAAUCUUUCCACUGUAAACCAUACCUCAGUAUACAUCAGAGAAUUCACACAGGUGAGAAACCAUAUGAAUGUAAAGAGUGUGGAAAAACUUUCUACCAUAAAUCAUGCCUCAGUGUACAUCAGAGAACUCACACAGGUGAGAAACCAUAUGAAUGUAGUGAAUGUGGAAAACUCUUACAGAGGCAGUCAAUCCUCAGCAGGCAUCAGAGAAUUCACACAGAGGAGAAGCCCUAUGUAUGCAAUGAAUGUGGAAAAACUUCACCAGAACAGGCUUUUUUGAAUAUACAUCAGAAAAUACACACAGAACAGAAACCUUAUAAAUGUAGUGAAUGUGAUAAAUUGUUCAUGAAGAAGUUACCCCUUGCAAUACAUAAGAGGACACAUACAGGGGAGAAGCUAUAUGUGUGUGAUGAAUGUGGGGAAAGCUUCCACCAGAAUUCACUCCUCAGCAGUCGGCAGAGAAUUCACACAGGUGAGAAACCAUAUAAAUGUGCAGAAUGUAGAAAAUCUUUCCACUGUAAACCAUACCUCAGUAUACAUCAGAGAAUUCACACAGGUGAGAAACCAUAUGAAUGUAAAGAGUGUGGAAAAACUUUCUACCAUAAAUCAUGCCUCAGUGUACAUCAGAGAACUCACACAGGUGAGAAACCAUAUGAAUGUAGUGAAUGUGGAAAACCCUUACAGAGGCAGUCAAUCCUCAGCAGGCAUCAGAGAAUUCACACAGAGGAGAAGCCCUAUGUAUGCAAUGAAUGUGGAAAAACUUCACCAGAAAAGUCAAACCUCAGCAAGCAUCAGCGAAUUUACACAGGUGAGAAUCCAAAUGAAUAGAAAGAAUAUGGGAAAACUUUCUACAGUAAAGCAAGCCUCAGUGUACACCAAAGAAUUCACACAAUUGUAAAACCAUUUGAAUGUAAUGAAUGUAGGAAUUCUUUCUACCAGAAAUCAAACCUUCCUAGACAUGAGCACAUUCACAUGGGGAAAGCCUCAUGA
This is a messenger RNA of Galeopterus variegatus (Sunda flying lemur), 1673 nucleotides long. RefSeq names its product zinc finger protein 717-like. The annotation marks the transcript as partial. The transcript is spliced from 10 exons. Gene Ontology annotation, biological process: regulation of DNA-templated transcription. NCBI's taxonomy places the organism in Eukaryota, Metazoa, Chordata, Mammalia, Dermoptera, Cynocephalidae. The record is from RefSeq and is a predicted model, not a curated record.